CGCAGCCAAUCACGGCAGGGGCAGUCAUUCCCUUCCGUGUCUGGAGCCCGGCCGCUACAAGGUGUUUGGUUACGUUUGUCCUGUGCGAGGCCCCGUCCUCAAGACCGAGACGCGUCAGGGUCAGAAAGAGGAGGGAGUCCAGGACGUAGAAGGGAGCCGAGCCGGCAGCGGCGGGGCAGCCGGAGGGGGGCGAUGGCGGCGACGGCGGGGGCCUAUGAGAAGCUGAAGCUGCACAUUACACCAGAGAAGUUUUACGUGGAAGCUUGUGAUGAUGGAGCAAAUGAUGUUCUUGCCAUUGACAGAGUCUCCACAGAGGUCACUCUUACAGUUAAGAAAGAUGUUCCCCCUUCAGCUGUUACAAGGUCUAUAUAUGGUAUUUUGGGAACAAUCCGUCUGGUGGCAGGGAACUAUCUCAUUGUAAUAACAAAAAAGAAAAAAGUAGGUGAAUGUUUCAAUCAUGCAGUCUGGAAAGCAACUGAUUUUGACAUCCUCUCCUACAAAAAGACCAUGCUGCACUUAACUGAUAUUCAGUUGCAGGACAAUAAAGCCUUUUUAGCAAUGCUUAGUCACAUCUUGAAUGUGGAUGGAUUUUACUUCUCUACAACAUAUGACCUAACCCACACUUUGCAAAGGUUAGCCAACACCAGUCCAGAAUUCCAGGAAAUGAGCCUACUAGAGAGGGCAGAUCCACGGUUUGUAUGGAAUGGGCAUCUUCUUAGAGAAUUUGCUGCUCAGCCAGAGAUCCAUAGGUUUGCUCUUCCAGUGAUGCAUGGAUUUAUAGCUAUGCACUCUUGUUCCAUUAAUGGAAAGUAUUUUGACUGGCUGCUUAUCUCUCGAAGAAGCUGUUUCAGAGCUGGUGUACGUUACUAUGUGAGAGGUAUUGAUUCAGAAGGCCAUGCAGCUAAUUUUGUUGAAACGGAACAAAUUGUACAUUACAAUGGGAGCAAAGCUUCAUUUGUCCAGACCCGUGGAUCAAUUCCUUUUUUCUGGUCACAGAGACCAAACCUCAAGUAUAAGCCAAAGCCACAGAUCAGCAAAGUAGUAAAUCAUAUGGAUGGCUUCCAAAGACAUUUUGACUCUCAGAUAAUUAGCUAUGGAAAACAAAUGAUUGUUAAUUUGGUUAACCAGAAGGGCUCAGAGAAGCCUCUUGAACAAACAUUUGCAAAAAUGGUAAACAGCUUGGGAAAUGGAAUGGUCAGAUAUAUAGCAUUUGACUUUCAUAAAGAAUGCAGUCGAAUGAGGUGGGACCGACUCCAACUUUUGAUGGAUCAACUCUCAGAACAACAAGAUGAGUUUAGUUAUUUUCUAGUUGAUUCUGAUGGUAAAGUGGUGACUCAGCAGGACGGAAUAUUCCGCAGUAAUUGCAUGGACUGCCUGGACCGGACUAAUGUGAUUCAGAGCCUAUUAGCACGUCGUUCUCUGCAAGCACAGCUUCAGAGGCUAGGUGUUCUGCAUGUUGGACAGAGAAUUGAAGAACAAGCAGAAUUUGAAAAAAUCUACAAAAAUGCAUGGGCUGAUAAUGCAAAUGCUUGUGCCAAACAAUAUGCUGGAACUGGUGCCUUAAAGACAGACUACACAAGAACUGGGAAGAGAACUCAGUGGGGUCUAAUAAUGGAUGGCUGGAACUCAUUAAUACGUUACUACAAAAACAACUUUUCUGAUGGAUUUAGACAAGAUGCUAUCGAUCUGUUUCUUGGAAAUUAUUCAGUGGAUGAAGUAGAGUCUGUCAGCCCUCUACAUACACAGAAGGACUGGAAGUUCUUGGCUUUGCCUAUUAUUAUGGUCGUUGCUUUCUCAAUGUGCAUUAUCUGUUUGCUUAUGGCUGGUGAUACAUGGACUGAGACACUGGCUUAUGUGCUCUUCUGGGGAACUGCAAGCUUUGGAACUUUAGCUAUCAUCUUUUACAAUGGCAAGGAUUUUGUAGAUGCACCAAAACUGGUCCAGAAAGAGAAGAUGGACUGAAUUUGUGUGUGUGGAAAGCGGCUUAGCAUGGAGGACUCCUCAAGCCAUACUUGGAGUCUCUACUGACCUGCUUUCCACACCAACUAGUGGUCUUUCUAGCUUUCAUCUUUGUGGAGAGAAAAAGUAAAUUGGGUCCUUCACUUGGUGGUGGUAAUUUACAGUUGUGAUCUGGUUUUACAGUUUUAGUCACAAUGAUCUUUGGAAUAUUGCAUUAAUUGGGGAGGUUGCGCUCAUAACAAGAUAUUUUGGCUUUCACCUGUAAGUUUCAUCAGUGUUGUCUGUGGAGUAUUACAGAAUAUGAACUGGCCUACUAAGCUUACAGCCCAGCAGGGCAGUUUCAUUCAAACAUGAUCUCAUAAUCUUAACCGAGAUCUCUGGUUCUGUUCACGUGUCACCAUAUCCAGCUGUGGCAGUGUUAGUAAUAUAGAGUCACGUCAUGUUCUUUGAGCUAAUAUAGCAUUCCUACUAAGAAGUUUUCUUUCUAGACUUUCAGCUGGGUUUCAUUUGUCAUCAUAAAAGCAGUCACUGUUAGCACGAGUCCUUUGCAUAUUUUCAUUAGGGUAGAGAAUCAUACCUUACUGUCAAAAUGCAAGUCUUCUGUUCUGCCUCAUCUAGGACUGAUGCAAUAUUUUAUUAAAUCAUUGGGAGGGUGAGUUAUUGGUGGACAUUUCUGAAGUUGCAAAUGUCUUGCACUACCUAACUACUGCAGUCUUCAGAUGACUUUUUAUUACAGCUAUACAGCAAUUUAAGUGUGAUUCAGAAGGUCUCAAAUAAGGUUGUCUUUUUUUAAGAUGUAAAUUAAAUCAAAGAAUGUAAAACUUCUUUACUGUGUUUAUUGACCCUCAUGCUAAAGGUCCAAAGUAUUCCAUAGUUAAAGAACAGUCACAAUGUAGAAGGUACGCCUCAUUGUUUUACUAAUCACCUGCUUCUGUAGUUUAUGGUUAAGUAGGGAUAACCUGUGAAAGAAAGAAUACAAAUCUUUGAGGUGACAGUCUUCUGCUAAAUUCCAUGUUUGCACUUGAGGGAAGCAGCAGCAGCUUGCUUUUCAUGCAUGAUAAAACUCUAAAAAUUAAGCUAUGAAAAUAAUUUGUUCUGAUUAUCAGUAAAUGUUUGUCUUUAAAUUUAGUGCUUCCAAUCUACAUAAAAUAGCUAAUCUGAAUCAAGGACCAAUUUUAAACUAUUUUAUCACUUAUUUUAUGAUUUCUGUUCAAACCAGACCUGAAAUUUGCUUACGGCACUGUGCAUUGCUUAAUAUUUCCUGUAAGUACAGUUGUAUAUCCAGAUUGCAAUUAUGAAGAUUAAAUAUUAGGAAAAAAAAGUAGAAUACUAGGGUUAGCACGGUUGUCAUUAAUGCCCUAGAACACAAAACACUGCAUCAUCAGUGUUUCAUUGUGUUAUGAUUGAAAAUAUGUACAGUUUUUUGCAAUAACUGUUCAUUUUAACCGUGAAUGUUUCUGAAGGCCUCUUUGGGUUUUGUUAAACAUUACCUGUUCAUAAGCACUAGUAAUAAAAAUGCAGAGUUCCUGUUUGCUUUUAGAUGCUACAAUGGAAAUACCAGUUGACAGUUUAACUGAGAAAUUCUCUGUAACUUAAUCUCAGACAUCAACUCCAUAAUGGGGAAGAAAGUAUAAGAACUCUAUAGUUAAAUAUUUAAAUAAUGGUUUGUGUGCCUCUUUGGCGGGUGAUGUUUUGAAAUUUAGCUCAACUGUCUUACAGUGUGUAUCUAAAUCUUUCCGUGCAUCUCCCGUUAAGAGUUUGUUGCAACAAAGACCAAACCUGGACUGCUAAUAUAACCACAUUGCAAGAACUAGGUUUUGAGACUUGGAAGGGCAUCUGUAUUCCAAUGCUUUGUAAGGAGAUUGUAUUUCUAAAUUCACAUAUGGUGUACUCAUAAAUGACGACAAUAAAACUUUAAUCUUUUCUAGA
Messenger RNA from Caretta caretta (loggerhead turtle), 3888 nucleotides. It is a transcript of the gene SACM1L, whose product is annotated as SAC1 like phosphatidylinositide phosphatase. Gene Ontology annotation, biological process: phosphatidylinositol dephosphorylation. Gene Ontology annotation, molecular function: phosphatidylinositol-4-phosphate phosphatase activity. Lineage: Eukaryota; Metazoa; Chordata; Testudines; Cheloniidae. The record is from RefSeq and is a predicted model, not a curated record. Gene Ontology annotation, cellular component: endoplasmic reticulum.